UAAUCAAAGCAACAUUUACAUGUUUUAAGGAUGUUCUUUUUAACAUUUCGAGGCCAAUCUAUGUAGUUAUGCUUAGAUUACAAUAAGAAUGGAUUUUGAAUGCAAUUACUUUUACAAGGAAGCCACGCCCCCAUGCGUAGCUUUUUAAACCUCUGUGAGUGAAUGAAAGACAGGAGCUCAGCAGUAUCAUUACCUUAUUUUUGACUCGGCGUCUUAAAAUGUUUACCACCAAAAGUUUCGUUUUUGAAUGUUUGAAGACUUUGCAAAACACGUGCACACGUGGAUUCAGAAGUGGGCUUGCUUUGCACAGCCGUGUGGAUUUAAAGGGUCGCAGCUGUUUGACGCUGAAGGACUUCACUUCAGAGGAAAUCAAGAAGCUCUUGUGGGUUUCUGCGGAUCUGAAAUAUCGCAUCAAGCAUGAAAAACAGUAUCUCCCUCUUCUGCAAGGGAAGUCCAUUGCAAUGAUAUUUGAGAAGAGGAGCACCAGGACAAGAAUGUCUACAGAAACAGGAUUUGCAUUGCUGGGUGGACAUCCUUGUUUCCUCACUGCCCAGGACAUCCAUCUGGGAGUCAAUGAGAGUUCUACUGACACUGCAAGGGUACUCUCAGGACUGUGUGACAUCAUCUUGGCUCGAGUGUACAGCCACUCUACGCUGGAGGAGCUGGACAAGGAGUCCUCCAUCCCAAUCAUUAACGGGCUGUCUGACCUCUAUCAUCCCAUCCAGAUUCUGGCCGACUUCCUGACUUUACAGGAGCAUUACGGAUCCCUGGACGGACUAACCGUCAGCUGGAUUGGCGAUGGGAACAACGUCCUACACUCAUUCAUGAUGGCUGCGCCAAAAUUGGGAGUGCACCUGAAGGUCGCCACCCCUAAGGGCUAUGAGCCAGAAAGAAGUGUAAUAGAAGAGGCUGAAAGGCUCUGUAAACAGCAUGCAACCCAGCUUGUGCUGACCUCUGACCCUAUGGAGGCUGCCCGCGGCAGCAAUGUUUUGGUGACGGACACCUGGGUCAGCAUGGGGCAGGAGGAGGAGAAGAAAAAGAGACUCAUGGACUUCCGAGGUUAUCAGAUUACCAUGGAGACAGGAAGUGCAGCUCAGCCUGACUGGACCUUCCUGCACUGUCUGCCGCGUAAAAUGGAGGAAGUGGACGAUGAAGUUUUCUAUUCCACGCGCUCUCUCGUCUUCCCUGAGGCAGAGAAUAGGAAGUGGACCAUUAUGGGUCUGGUGGUGUCUCUCUUGACAGACUACAGCCCACAUAUACCAAGGAUGAAGUUUUAACAUCAGGUUUUGGAGGAAUAAAGACAUCAGUAUACA
Molecule: messenger RNA, 1313 nt
Organism: Entelurus aequoreus (snake pipefish)
Lineage: Eukaryota; Metazoa; Chordata; Actinopteri; Syngnathiformes; Syngnathidae
Gene: otc
Product: ornithine transcarbamylase
Exons: 10
Coding region: 219-1277 (352 amino acids)
Biological process (GO): L-citrulline biosynthetic process
Cellular component (GO): mitochondrion
Molecular function (GO): ornithine carbamoyltransferase activity; amino acid binding
Source: RefSeq, a predicted model, not a curated record